AAGUCAUGCCUUUCAUGUCAGGCCUUGCAGCCAGCUGGUCCCUGAAGCCCCUGGGACCCCAUGGUGUCACCCAAGCCUUAUGUGCUGUUCUCUUAGCAGUGCUGGUCACGAUGAAUGUGGUUCUGGGCGAUAAUCUUCUUGACAUCCCCUCCCAGUCACCUCCACUAAACCAGUACCUGCAUUGCUACCGAUGUCUCCUAGAGACAGAAGAGUUGGGCUGCCUUCUGGGGUCUGACACCUGCCUCACACCUCUGGGCAGCAGCUGCGUCACCCUGCACAUAAAGAACAGCAGCGGUUUUAAUGUCAUGAUGAGCGACUGCCGUAACAAGGAGCAGAUGGUGGAUUGCUCCUAUACUCGGGCUUCCCCUGUGUUCGGCUUUUGGAUAUUCUAUCAGUGCUGCUUCCUGGACUUCUGCAACAACCCGAAGAACAGAAAGAACACUAUGCACUAGGACAGCAGGAACCAGCCGCGUCCGUCCAGCCGCCCUCCGGAUUUCCAUCUGAGCCCGUCCGGGGACGACUCCAAAACCCUCACAGUAGCCCUGACUCUCGUAUCAUCGGCCCCACGCUGGCCUCCCCUCUCUGUCCCUACCCACAAUGCUCUCCUACCUCCAUUUUGUCCAGCCCCCUCUUUUGUCCAAAGUACCCAGGCGUUCCCCCAAAAUAAAACAGUAUGCAAAGU
Molecule: messenger RNA, 682 nt
Organism: Rattus rattus (black rat)
Lineage: Eukaryota; Metazoa; Chordata; Mammalia; Rodentia; Muridae
Gene: Ly6g5c
Product: lymphocyte antigen 6 family member G5C
Exons: 3
Coding region: 6-452 (148 amino acids)
Cellular component (GO): external side of plasma membrane
Source: RefSeq, a predicted model, not a curated record